AGGCCUUUUUUAUAAGCUCGAUCGCUCUCGACUAGUAUCCUUUGAUGGCACGGCUUGGAUUCAAAGAAACGCUUAUAUCUAAGGGAGGAGGCCGUUUCAGCGUAAAUGAACUUCUUAAACGUCUUCGCGUGCUUCAAAGUGAGCUUGCAGAACAUGAUCAAGAGCAGAUUGAAAGAGAGUCAUUGAAUGGGAUAAUUGUUGAAUUAAUAAAUGAAGGAUUAUUAAAUCAUAAGGAUAAAGGAGUUCGUGCAUAUACGGCAUGUUGUUUGGCGGAUAUUCUUCGGUUAUGUGCACCAGAUGCGCCAUAUACGCCGUCUCAAUUGAAUAAUAUUUUUGAAUUAUUUGUUGGACAGUUGAAGAAUCUUUUUAGCUCGGAAUUACCGUAUUAUGCACAGUCAUUUUAUCUUCUUGAGAGUUUAUCUCAAGUUAAAUCAGUAGUUUUGAUAGCAGAUCUUUCGAAUGGGCAUUCGUUAACAAUGGAGUUAUUUCGUAUGUUUUUCGAGAUGGUUACACCGGAGCAGCCACGAAACGUAGUAAUCGCUAUGGUUGAUAUUUUGGCACAAUUGAUUGAUGAAUUUGCAACGCUUCCUCCAAAAGUUAUAGAUAUUAUGCUUUCUCAAUUUACAGUAGCGAGUUCGAAAAAGAAUCAUCCAUUUGGAAUGAAGACAGAGCGACCUCCUGCAUAUAUUAUGGCUAAACAACUCUUUAAUAUUUGUGCGGAAAGGCUUCAGAGAUAUGUCUGUCAGCAUUUUACAGAUGUUGUUUUUGAGGCGAAUCGAUCAAUUGAAAGGGAUCCGCAAGUAGAAUUAGAUAAAGUUGUAUUAGAAGAGGUAGAAAAGGUUCAUAAUUUAGUUUAUGAACUUUAUAUAGCAUCUCCUUCUGUUCUUGAAAAUAUUAUGCCUCAAUUAGAGCAAGAACUUAUGGUAGAAAAUGUAGCACUUCGACUAUUAAGCACGUCAACUAUUUCUGAAAUGUUUUCAAUUAAAGAACAAAAGGUUGAUUUUGUCAAGGAAUAUCCGUCUUUGUGGAAAAGUUGGGUAUCUCGUGGAAAUGAUAAAAAUUCUUCUAUACGAAUAAGAUGGUUAGAGGGUUUAUUUAAUGUUUUAAUUAAUUUUGGUUACUCCCCUGAGGCAAUGGCUGUUGCAAUUGAGGGUAUUCUUUCAAAGCAUGUAGAUAUCGAUGAAAAAGUACGUAUGACGGUUUGCAAAAUGAUAGGCUCUUUGGAUUAUAAAAUAGUCUCUGAAAGGAUUCCAAGUAAUAUUUUGGAAGCUUUAUCCGAUCGAUGUAAAGAUAGGAAGCACAUGGUUCGAGUUGAAGCGAUGCACUGUCUUGGAAAAUUAUAUUAUAUGGCUUAUAAUGAUAUUUUAAAAAAUUCAAAUCCUACAACGGAAUGGUUUUUAUCAAUUCCUUCUCGAAUACUACAUACUAUAUAUAUAAACGAUAAGGAGAUUAAUGCAUUGUUGGAAUUUGUUUUAUAUCAAUAUAUUCUUGACUAUACAGAGAUGGAUGAUUUUAAACGGACUGAACGAAUGCUAUUCACGUUUAAAAAUUUGGAUGGUCGAGCUAAACAUGCAUUCUUAUCAUUAGGAAGGAAUCAACCUAAAUAUGCUAAAAUAGCAGAAUACUAUCUUAGUAUUUGCGAAAAAUAUAAUGGUGGUGUAAUUACUGAUAAUGAAAAGAAAGCCCUUUCAGCUUUGAAAGAUGCUAUUACUCGUCUUAAGUCUCUAUAUGGUGAUUCUUCUAAGGCAGAAUUGGAUUUCGAAAAGUUUUCUCGAUUAAAUGAUAGGCGUUUAUAUAAGUUACUUGGAGAUUGUAUGAAUCUGAUGAGUGAUUAUAAACAAAUUCAAAAAUCUCAGAAGGAGUUUUUUAAACGAAUAGAACAAUCAUCAACUUUAGUGGAAACAUUUAAGAUUCUUGUUUUGAAAAUAAGUCCAAUGCUAUAUAAUAAAAGUGUGAUUUCACCGAUUAUUGAAUAUGCUAGAUCUAAUAAAAAUAUGUUGGCGGAUACUGCAUGUGAACUUUUAAAGGAAAUAUCCUUAGUACAGCCUUCCGUAUAUAAAGCACAUAUAGAGGAAAUCUUAUCUUUAAUUAAAGAACAUGAUAUUAAAUCGAACAUAUCUUAUGUUGAUACCUUGAAAGUUUAUGCUCAAUUUACUAUUUCAUUUCCUCAAGAUAUAACUAUUGAUCCGAAAUUAUUAAAGGCGCUUACUUCUUUUGCUUUGAAAGGAACGCCUGCUGAGUCAAAACAAGCUGUUUUUAUUUUGUUGCAUUCAAUGAAUAAAGAGAAAUUUACUCCUGAUUUAAUUAAAAAAAUAUUUGAUGGGCUUACUGUUGGUUCGGAGUAUUUUUUAACAAGAUUAUCAGCUUUAUCUCAAUUUGUACUUUAUGCACCUGAAGAAAUGGAACCUAGAGCAGAUCAAUAUACGAGUUUCUUCAUUAAGGAAGUGUUACUUGUUAAUCUUAUUUCUGAAGAUUCAAGUGAGGAAGAUUGGGUAGAAAAUAAUGUUCUUGAAAAUGAGUGUAAAGCUAAGAUACUUGCGCUCAAAACUCUUGUGAAUAGAUUAAGAGCAAAUGUAAAUGCAGAUGGUAUUCAGGAACUGGCAAAACCUGUAUUUCGGCUUCUUGCAUCAAUUUUAACAAAUAUGGGGGAAAUUUCAAAAGAAAGAAACACUCCAGCUCGAUUUCAAUCACACAUACGUUUAGCUGCUGGUCGAUUGUUUUUAAAGCUGUCUAGUUAUAGUGUGUUUGAAGAAAUGAUCUCUGUUGAAGAUUUUUACAAAAUGGCAUUAUUGGUACAGGAUCCAUGUUUUCAGGUUCGUUAUAAUUUUGUCAAAAAAUUGAUGAAAGGUUUAAAUUUAAAUAAAUUGACUGCUCGUUAUUAUGUACCUAUUUUUCUUAUGGCCCAUGAGCCAGAAGAAGAGUUUAAGCAAGAGGUGUCUAAAUGGAUUAAAUCGUGUAUAUCUGCUUAUCGUGCUCGUGAAAUUUUUACGAUUGAAUAUGCAAUUGUAAGAUUUAUUCAUUUUCUCUCUCAUCAUCCCGAUUUUUCUACUGAUUCUGAUGAUUUAAUUGAUUUUGCAAAAUAUAUAAAUUUUUAUUUGGAACUUGUGGCCACUUCGGAUUGUUUGUCAUUAUUGUUUCAUUUAGUACAGAGAAUAAAGCAAGUUUAUGAUUUAAUAUCUCCCGAAAACAGUGAUAGACUUUAUGUUUUAUCCGAUUUAUCUCAAGCUUUGAUUAGGAUUGUUGCUGAAUCCAAUUCAUGGACAAUGCAGAUUUAUCCAAAAAAAUUGAAGUUGCCAAUAGAAUUGUAUGCUCCAUUAACUAAUGCAAAAGUCGCUACAGAGAUUACACAACGAAAUUAUAUUGAUAAAGAUAUUGAAGAACAAUUAUUAUCAUUAACAAAGUCCCUUAAAUUAAUUCGAAAACGGAAAUCUAUUGGUGAAAAGCAAAUAGAACCUAUUAAAAGGCGUUUUUCAAAGAAUACCAUUAAAAAUCAAAGAAAGAAAAAAUUAGAAAAUACAUCUGUUCCAUUAAGACGAAGUAGAAGGGUUUUACAAGCAGUUAAUUAUGUUGAGAACGGUGAUGAAGAUGAUGACGAAAUGAUAGAAGAAAUAAAUGAUCAUGAAAGCGAUGAAAGUGAUGCUCAAUUGGAUAGCUUGGAUACUGACAGCAGUCUUUCUCCAUAAAUAAAAAUAAAAUGAACGAUAUUUGAUAGGGAAUUGUAAUUAGUCA
This is a messenger RNA of Pneumocystis carinii B80, 3729 nucleotides long. RefSeq lists its product as hypothetical. The coding region runs from base 45 to 3683 and encodes 1212 amino acids. Gene Ontology annotation, cellular component: chromatin; nucleus. Gene Ontology annotation, biological process: DNA repair; mitotic sister chromatid cohesion. The transcript is spliced from 19 exons. NCBI's taxonomy places the organism in Eukaryota, Fungi, Ascomycota, Pneumocystomycetes, Pneumocystales, Pneumocystaceae. The record is from RefSeq and is a predicted model, not a curated record.